Molecule: messenger RNA, 3471 nt
Organism: Morchella importuna
Lineage: Eukaryota; Fungi; Ascomycota; Pezizomycetes; Pezizales; Morchellaceae
Exons: 15
Coding region: 1-3471 (1156 amino acids)
Molecular function (GO): ATP hydrolysis activity; protein binding
Source: RefSeq, a predicted model, not a curated record
AUGUCGUCUUCCGGUGGAAAGGACCCGACUAAAAAACAGGAUACGUCAGGAAUAUCCAGAUUUCUCAGAAAACCAAAAGCAUUGUGGAAUAGGAUUAGGUCCAGGUCACCCGACCCCAAGAGGUCAUCGCAAACUACGUUACAAAAUGACUCCCCAGCUGUAGCAGGGCCUUCAAACGCGCGUAUUACUACACCUGCGGAAAGUACUGAAACCUUCGAUGAUACGUAUGCACAAACACCCACAGCCAGCAGCCCUCCCAGUAUUGUGUUACCCAUGAAGGACCCCGGCACACUCAGAUCACCCCUUUCGGGUACUGGUCCAACAAUCACCAAAGACGCUUCCACUCCACCUCCCGUAUCUACAGCCCCUUCUAAGCCCCCUAAUAAGCCCUCGCCAUGGGAAAGGGCAAUCCAAAGACUGCCCGCCCAAAGUCAAAAAGAAUUCGACUUUCAUAAUUCGGAUGGUCUUCUCAAGGUCCUUGAUGAUGUUCUGAAAGCAACCGAGACAGCAAGAGAGACCUGUCGGGAAAAGAUGUGGAAAGUUAAGUGGAAAGGGAAGUAUAUCGUCCUCCGGGAUAUCGCGGACAAGACAAUUGAAUGGGUCAAUAAGUUCAAGACAUUGGGAAAUAUCAUUGCUCAAGGCGAUCCAGUUCAUGCUGCGAUACCCUGGGUACCAGUUAGAUAUCUCAUAGAGUUUAUUAUCAAGGACCACCAAAAGAUGGGCGAGAUGUUAGUGGGGAUCGAAGUAAUCACCAACCUUAUGGGAAGAUGUGCCAUAUACGAGGAGUUAUAUCUCGGGACUGGCUUCGAUACUGCCCAACGGGUAGAAGAAGCCUUGGUUGUGCUAUAUGCCGAUAUGUUGACUUAUAUGAUCAACGCUAAACAUUACUAUGCCGAAAAUACUAUCGUCCGCAUUGCAUGGGGUGUUUUAGAUACCGAUGGACCAGCAGAAGCUUUGGCAGCGCUUCAAGCAAAAGAGUCUAAAGUCUUUGAGGAGUCACAUCUCGCAGAAGCCAAAAAUCAGAACGCUGCAAACAUGAUAGCUGAAGAAAGAAACCUAGAAACUCUCGUCGAUGGGCUAGAAGAUUCCAAACGAGAAAAGAUACUCGACUGGAUAUCGAAAACUCCAUAUACAAAAUAUCAUCGAACUGCAAAAAAAAAUCGGAAGGAAGGAACUUGUGAGUGGCUUCUCGAGGGCGAUAGAUUCGACCAAUGGCAGUCUUCAAGUGCCUCGGGUUUUCUAUGGCUACGUGGUGAUCCUGGCGCAGGAAAAACAACACUCACCUCAAUGGUGGUAGACGCCAUAGAUCAAAAACAAAGUGCAUCGAAGAUGGAUGAAGCUGUUGCCUAUUUCUACUGCAAACGAGGCGAGGGUUUGUUAAAUGACCCAACAGAAAUCAUGCGAUCCAUAUUAAGACAAUUGUCUUUCAAAGGCCCCAAAAACUCUUUACAGAAACCUGUGGUUGCAGAAUAUGAGAAGAGCACAGCUGGAAAAAUCCUUGAUGACGGACUAGGAAUUGAAAAAUGCGUCAGUUUGAUCGUCACUCUCAUCGAUUCGAAUCUACAUACCACUAUCAUCAUUGAUGCUUUAGAUGAGUGUGAUAUCGAGAGCCGACACGAAUUAUUCGACGGAUUAAAAGAGAUACUUGAUAACACCUCUAGCUUGGUCAAAAUAUUCAUUUCUAGUAGAAACAGCGAUGACAUCAAACUUCAGUUUGAAAGUGCUCCGAAUAUAUAUAUAGAGGAGACGGAUAACGCCAUGGAUAUCAAACGUUACAUCAAUGAAGAGUUGGGUGGGUGCAUUGCAGGUCGGAGGCUAUUGCGAGGUAAAGUUGAUGGCUCUUUAAAGGAGCUUAUAAUCUCCAAACUGCUUGAGAAAGCUCACGGAAUGUUCCUAUGGGUAGAGCUGCAGAUUAAAGAACUUUGUGCUCUGAGCCUCGAGAAAGACGUGAGGGAAAUGUUGAACAACUUUCCAAGCUCCCUCGAAGAAACAUAUAAAGAUAUCUAUGAGCGUAUACAGCGCAAGAAGGGGGACGCUCCCAAGAUCGCCAAAACCGCACUCAUGUGGGUUCUGUGCUCCUGUCGGCCACUCUCGCCAGAAGAAUUAACAGCCAUGAUUUCCCUACAAUCAAACAUUCCCACGAUUGAAAUCGAUGUUUUGUUGGACAUGUGCCACAACUUCUUGAAAUUGGAUCAACAACUUAAUGUCGUGCGGUUCUUUCACCUAUCUGUCGAGGAAUUUUUCGAAAUGGAAACUUUCUUCACUGUAUUUGAGGCCAAUGCCAUGGUUGCGGAGGUAUCUCUUUCCAUAUUAAGCGAUUUGGAUAAAUCUAUCCAACACACAAAGGAAUAUCCAACAUUUUACUGGAUGGUUCAUUUUCAACGAUGCUCCAAGGGAAGUCCCGAGAAUAAUAUUUGGGGUUUGCUGCGUGUCUUCUUCGGGUCGCUUCAGAAACCCAGUGCGGUGUAUGUCUCCUGGAUGGAGAGCUUUGAUAAUCUCACGAGUACCCUAGAUUACCACUAUGGUAUUGAAAUUCCGUCAAUACAUGGGAGGCAACAUAGGAAUAGUGCAAGGAUUAGCAGGGCUUUGCCCCUCCCAUCCUGCGCUGCCUCGAUGUUUGGAUUCGGAGAAAUGAUAAAGGAUUGCUGGGAUGAUAAAGAUAUAGAUCCUAAAUUUCAAAAUCCAGCUGGUGAAUCACUCCUCUAUUUGGCAUCACAAUAUGGGCACGAAGCUGUUACAUAUAUCCUACUGGAAAGAGGGGCAGAUGUAAACGCUCAGGGUGGUAGAUAUGGCAAUGCGCUAUAUGCAGCGGCCUUCGGGGGGCAUGAGAAGAUCCUGCAGAUGCUGCUGGACGGAGGGGCAGAUGUAAACGCUCAGGGUGGUGGAUAUGGCAAUGCACUACAGGCAGCGGCCUCCGGGGGGCAUGAGAAGAUCCUGCAGAUGCUGCUGGACGGAGGGGCAGAUGUAAACGCUCAGGGUGGUCUCUAUGGCAAUGCACUACAGGCAGCGGCCUCCGAGGGGCAUGAGAAGAUCGUGCAGAUGCUGCUGGACGGAAGGGCAGAUGUAAACGCUCAGGGUGGUUACUAUGGCAAUGCACUACAGGCAGCGGCCUACGGGGGGCAUGAGAAGAUCCUGCAGAUGCUGCUGGACGGAGGGGCAGAUGUAAACGCUCAGGGUGGUCACUAUGGCAAUGCACUACAGGCAGCGGCCUACGGGGGGCAUGAGAAGAUCGUGCAGAUGCUGCUGGACGGAGGGGCAGAUGUAAACGCUCAGGGUGGUAGAUAUGGCAAUACACUACAGGCAGCGGCCUCCGGGGGGCAUGAGAAGAUCCUGCAGAUGCUGCUGGACGGAGGGGCAGAUGUAAACGCUCAGGGUGAGGGGCGAUAUCGAAUAAACGUGAAACACCGCAAACCUCAGACGAAGAAAGCUCUUCAGAGUGAUCACGCCAUAGUUCACCCGGACGCUAUCUGA